Molecule: messenger RNA, 3143 nt
Organism: Fukomys damarensis (Damara mole-rat)
Lineage: Eukaryota; Metazoa; Chordata; Mammalia; Rodentia; Bathyergidae
Gene: Zranb1
Product: zinc finger RANBP2-type containing 1
Exons: 9
Coding region: 26-2152 (708 amino acids)
Biological process (GO): positive regulation of Wnt signaling pathway; cell migration; protein K29-linked deubiquitination
Cellular component (GO): nucleus; cytoplasm
Molecular function (GO): cysteine-type deubiquitinase activity; K63-linked polyubiquitin modification-dependent protein binding
Source: RefSeq, a predicted model, not a curated record
GACAACUUACUUCAAGAAGUGCACAAUGUCAGAACCCGGAAUUAAGUGGGCUUGCGAAUAUUGUACGUAUGAAAACUGGCCAUCUGCAAUCAAAUGUACCAUGUGUCGUGCCCAGAGGCCUAGUGGAACAAUUAUUACAGAAGAUCCAUUUAAAAGUGGUUCAAGUGACGUUGGUAGAGAUUGGGAUCCUUCCAGCACUGAAGGAGGAAGUAGUCCUUUGAUAUGUCCAGAUUCUAGUGCAAGACCAAGAGUUAAGUCUUCAUACAGUAUGGAAAAUGCAAAUAAAUGGUCAUGCCACAUGUGCACAUACUUGAACUGGCCAAGAGCAAUCAGAUGUACCCAGUGCUUAUCCCAGCGUAGAACCAGGAGUCCCACGGAAUCUCCUCAAUCCUCAGGAUCUGGCUCAAGACCAGUUGCUUUUUCUGUUGAUCCUUGUGAGGAAUACAAUGAUAGAAAUAAACUGAACACAAGGACCCAGCAUUGGACUUGUUCUGUUUGCACUUACGAAAACUGGGCCAAGGCUAAAAAAUGUGUUGUUUGUGAUCAUCCCAGACCUAAUAACAUUGAAGCAAUAGAGUUGGCAGAGACUGAAGAGGCUUCUUCAAUAAUAAAUGAGCAAGACAGAGCUCGAUGGAGAGGAAGCUGCAGUAGUGGUAAUAGCCAAAGAAGAUCACCUCCUACUACAAAACGAGACUCUGAAGUAAAAAUGGAUUUUCAGAGGAUUGAAUUUGCUGGUGCUGUUGGCAGCAAGGAGGAACUUGAAGUGGACUUCAAAAAACUAAAGCAAAUUAAAAACAGGAUGAAAAAGACUGAUUGGCUAUUCCUCAAUGCUUGUGUGGGGGUGGUGGAAGGUGAUUUAGCUGCCAUAGAAGCCUACAAGUCAUCAGGAGGAGAUAUUGCACGUCAGCUCACUGCAGAUGAAGUGCGCUUGCUGAACCGUCCUUCUGCCUUUGAUGUUGGCUAUACUCUGGUACACUUAGCUAUACGUUUUCAAAGACAGGAUAUGCUAGCAAUAUUGCUUACAGAGGUGUCCCAACAAGCAGCAAAGUGUAUUCCAGCAAUGGUGUGUCCUGAACUGACAGAACAAAUCCGGAGAGAAAUAGCUGCUUCUCUUCAUCAGAGAAAAGGGGAUUUUGCUUGCUAUUUUCUUACUGACCUUGUAACGUUUAGUUUGCCAGCAGAUAUUGAAGAUUUGCCCCCAACAGUCCAAGAAAAAUUAUUUGAUGAGGUGCUUGAUAGAGAUGUUCAAAAAGAGUUAGAAGAGGAAUCGCCAAUUAUAAACUGGUCCUUGGAGUUGGCUACACGUUUGGACAGCCGACUCUAUGCUCUUUGGAACCGGACUGCAGGGGACUGCUUACUUGACUCAGUACUACAAGCUACCUGGGGCAUUUAUGAUAAGGACUCGGUGCUUCGGAAAGCUCUGCAUGACAGCCUGCAUGACUGUUCUCAUUGGUUUUAUACACGCUGGAAAGAUUGGGAAUCCUGGUAUUCUCAGAGCUUUGGUUUACAUUUUUCCUUGAGAGAAGAGCAAUGGCAAGAAGACUGGGCAUUUAUACUCUCUCUUGCUAGUCAGCCUGGAGCAAGUUUGGAACAGACACACAUUUUUGUACUUGCACAUAUUCUUAGACGACCAAUUAUAGUUUAUGGAGUAAAGUAUUAUAAGAGUUUCCGGGGAGAAACUUUAGGAUAUACUCGUUUUCAAGGAGUUUAUCUGCCUUUGUUAUGGGAACAGAGUUUUUGUUGGAAAAGUCCUAUUGCUCUUGGCUAUACAAGGGGCCACUUCUCUGCUUUGGUUGCCAUGGAAAAUGAUGGCUAUGGUAACCGAGGUGCUGGUGCUAACCUGAACACAGAUGAUGAUGUCACCAUCACAUUUUUGCCUCUGGUUGACAGUGAAAGGAAAUUACUCCACGUGCAUUUUUUAUCUGCUCAGGAGCUAGGUAAUGAGGAACAGCAAGAGAAACUGCUCAGGGAAUGGCUGGAUUGCUGUGUGACUGAAGGGGGCGUUCUGGUUGCCAUGCAAAAAAGCUCUCGGCGGCGAAAUCACCCCCUGGUCACACAGAUGGUAGAAAAAUGGCUUGACCGAUACCGACAGAUCCGGCCUUGCACAUCCCUGUCUGAUGGAGAGGAAGAUGAAGAUGAUGAAGAUGAAUGAAACAGAUCAAGAAGACCAAGGCAUCAGCGCUGUGAUUUUCAAAAUUAGUGUGGUGCUCCAAGCAGAGUGUAGUGUGGAAUGAAACAAACCGGGCAGGAUUUGUUGAAAUAUUUUUUGGAUCCACACAAAGUGGGGAUAAUUUAUCUGCUGCAUGAGGAGACUGCGAACUUUGGUUGAACUAGUUUGUUAAAAACAAAACAAAACUAAUUUUAUUAAGACAACCUUUUUUCCUUUCAAAUUGUAAAUCUGUCUAUACAUGUAACGCAUGUGGUUGUGUAAGAAAUUGUGUAAUAGGACAAGUUGCACCAGCAUCUUCAUAUUAUUGAGAAGUUUUUUUGCAGCAUGGGCACUUACAAAAAGCACAUGGCAGACAACUCUUAUUCCUUGGAGAUAAUUCUCUUCAUUAGAACUUGGCAUUCUAUUUUCACCUUAAAAGAUCCAUUUUACAUUACGUCUCAGAUUUGGAAACUUUGUACAAAUUAUCCACAGUAAAACAAAAUAAACAAACUUUUAUUUUAAUUUAGUUCCUGUUGUGCCCUGUAAAAUAAAAUCAAACAAUUUAGGGAAAAAACUUCCAAGAAAAACUAAUAGUUUUUUAUUGAGUAAACUUCACAUAGGCUUUUUUUUUUGUCUUUCAGGUUUUCUGAUUUGCCCCCUUUUCAGUAUUUAGGUAUUUAUUUAUUUGUUUGUAAGAGUACCCUAAAAGGAGGGUUUUUACUCCAGACUCUGGGCAGUGGUCAUUUGUGUGUAUUUAUUCCCUGGAUGGAAAGGGAACAGGCUAGCUUGUCACUGAAUGGAUUGUGUGAAAUGUUUACUAGGAGUCCAUCCAAAAUGUUCUACUCCCAAAUUGCCAGGCAGAGGUGUUUGGAUUCUUCCUGUCUUUUAUCACACAGUACCUCUGCUCUAAGCAAAUGCUGUUAGAAGGGCAUGUCUUUGCUUGGGCUGAUUGGGAAUACCAGUUCAGUACAGAAUAAAGAUUUUUAAAAUGGAA